Chelonus insularis is the source of this 493-nucleotide messenger RNA. RefSeq names its product ribosomal protein L30 (gene RpL30). The transcript is spliced from 4 exons. The record is from RefSeq and is a predicted model, not a curated record. Gene Ontology annotation, cellular component: cytosolic large ribosomal subunit. The coding region runs from base 81 to 425 and encodes 114 amino acids. Lineage: Eukaryota; Metazoa; Arthropoda; Insecta; Hymenoptera; Braconidae. Gene Ontology annotation, molecular function: structural constituent of ribosome; RNA binding.
CAUCUAGGUGACGAGUUUCGUUCUUUUCUUAACCUCAUAUUGGUCAUCAGUAACGCGUUUGUACAGCCAAAACAUUCACAAUGGUUGCGCAAAAAAAACAAAAAAAAGCUAUGGAGAGCAUUAACUCCAGGCUUGCCUUAGUCAUGAAAUCAGGAAAAUAUGUCCUUGGCUAUAAACAGACAUUGAAAUCCCUCAGGCAGGGUAAAGCGAAGCUGGUGAUAAUUGCGAACAACACUCCUCCUCUUAGGAAAUCGGAGAUAGAAUAUUAUGCUAUGUUAGCAAAAACUGGAGUCCACCAUUACACGGGAAACAACAUUGAACUCGGUACUGCAUGUGGUAAAUAUUUCCGAGUAUGCACAUUAUCCAUUACCGAUCCUGGAAACUCAGAUAUCAUCAAGUCAAUGCCAACUGGUGAUCAGGCAUAAUUUUUUCUACAUGCUUACUUAUAUUUAUGUAUAAAUAAGUAAAAAAUAAAAUUCAUAAAAAAAGAAAA